AUGUCAACUCCAUCUGUGGUCGGUUCAGAGCAGCAACAGGACCGCAACCGAGUUGCGUACGGCAUGCGCCGUGAGUGGAAGUUUUCCCUCACAUUUGCUCAUCAGGCCGCCCGCAUUAUUUUGCACUUGUCACCAUAUUGGGAAAGCACGUUUAUUGACCCCCGUGAGCUUGAGCAGCUCAAUCGUUUAGACCGCGACGUAAAGCACUGCCCAAUGAGGCCUGCCCUCCGUUACAACGACCUCGGAACCACUCCGACGCGGAUGGAGGAGGUGUGGACAGAAAAUCUAAAGAAAGUGACGAUUCUUUACUCUCACAUCCCACCGGACACGACGCUCGUCGGGUAUUGCGUUCGCAGCGUCCAGCACGUGCUUUCCGAUCCACAGGUCGUUGACGUGGAUGGGUGCACCGAUUUUUCGCGUCUCCAGGUUGGAAACAAGCUUCGUUGUCGGCACAAGUUGGGGGGCCGGCGGAGCUUCCACUUCCGCUACACAACCUCGUCCAAGACGAAGACGAAGAGCACUGUGUAUGUCAUCGGCACGAUCAUCAACCAGCGCGGUUACCUCUGUACAGUGGAGAGUACGGGCGGCGAAGACUUAGACUCAUAUGUGAAGAAACACUUUUUACCUCAUUACACGGACAAGGAUAAGUUUAUGAUAGAUCAAGACCUCGUCUACUCUGAUGUUUCCAGUACUAUCCUCAAGGAACAACAGGAGCUCUUCGGUGAGUUACGCUAUUCAGACACAGACGCUGCUGUAGCCUUUACAAUACCCAUGCAUCCUAUGAGCAUCCGACCGGAUUACUCACCGACGCAAACGGUUGGCGUUGGCUCUAUAGCAUGUAUGACGUUGGAACUCAACGUGUACCAGAGGCCCGUUGAGAGCGAUGAGAUCGAUAUUGCUGGAGUAAUAAAUUUUAAGGUUAAUCAGGCGCUUCUAUUCCUCGACGUGGAGGACAUGGUACGGAUGGGUUACCCGCGCAUUAUGUCUACUGAGCAGUACAGUAACAUGAAGAUAAACCGUCUUCUCGACAUUUUCAGCGAUGCCAAAGUUGUAGGAACCCCUGGCACGAGUUACUUGGGCGUUCGCACGGGCCGUAGCCGCACUUUGACAUUUACAUAUGAACCCUUUAAUGCAGUGGUAAAGGUAAUGAUGACUUCUGCCAUCGUUUGUGGCCUCGGGGUGACGGCAGUGUUUAUUACAAAGCUGGGUGGUGGCAUCUUCGAUGCUCAUUUGUAUCUCUACCAGCAGCUGCUGAGGGGGAUUAAGUUUAUGGAGUCUGACAUCCCUCGAGGCUGUCUGAGUCGCUUCAAUUCCACGUGUGUGCGUCUUGUUGAGCAGAACAUAACCCGUUGUUACGCUGCGGCCCCAGCAGAUGGGCGACACACGAUGGAACAGCACCUGAAGUUGUUGCGGGAGUCCUGCGACACCCGUGUAGAGGGUGGAAUAUCUGUCAACGUUCCGGUAAAGGAGGGUGGCCUCGGGAAGUUGCCAGGGGAGGGCCAACGUUGCUCUUCGGCCUCCGAUGGCAAUUUACGGACUGCGACACCCACCGAGGAGCUGGCCAGUGAGCAGGAGAAGGUUUCUUGUCAUGAGGGCGACGCGACGGAGGAUACUCCCACUUCUCCGGUGGGUUCGUCCACUGGGGGCUCACACUCUUCGUUCCAUAGCACGCUUUCCAUCAGUGUGACGGGUAUACGGACGAAACAGGAGGUGGUAGGGGGUGAUGGUACCCCCACAUACGGCAGGUCGCACCCGCAGCGGGCGAGCAUUCUUGCGUCAGCGACGCCGGAUGUAACGGAUCUUAACGUCGAACCACCUGCAAGCCCUACCGUAACGGUGUUAUUGCCGUCACCGCAGCCACCAACUUCGGCAGCUGCAAUACCUUCACCUGCCCAGGCAGUGGCGGCCGCGUCAGGCUCGCCAAGAACCAGUUCUGAGCAGGUGUCUGGCGGGGCCGAUAUGAGCCGCCAACUUUCAGUGGCAGUGCCUCCCUCCAGCAGUGUGGAGAGCAACGUCCGUGUUCCUUCCCCCGCAAGAAGCCCUGCAGAUGGUGUAGAGGCAAAUGUUGCGGGAUCUCCGUCUUCCGUUGUGUUCCCGCAGAUGCCGAAAGAUGAGCUUGAAGAAGAUCAAGAUAGCAAAGUACAGGCGGUGCUCAAGGCGGACGAUGCCGACGCAUACUUCGGGCUCUCUAUGUACGACGCGUACGUGCACAGUUGUGAUAUGCUGAAGUGCAAACCAAACAGUUAUCUUCUGAAGAAGUUUCCAACGAACCCGCGUUUCUCCAACCUUAUCCACGAGGUAGACAUAAGUUCCAAUUACCUUGGACAUGGUGGUUUCGUCGCAGUGCUCAACAUUCUUCCGAACUUCCCUAAUGUACAUACGCUUCACUUCAAUGACAUGUCACUUGACAACGAAGAUGUUGAGCAUCUAUGUGAGGUACUGAAAGAUAACAAGUCUGUUCGUGAGGUGCAUUUGCGGGACAACGACAAGAUAACCCUCCCCUCCACGCGCUUCUUUUCGCGGUUGCUGAAAGUGAACCCGAACAUUGUGACACUGUCACUGGAAGGCACGCGUUUGGGGCCUUCCGUUAUUGGUCGGUUGCAGGAGGACGUAAAGAAAAACGCGGAAAAAAAGGGUGACGCUGAAGCGGCCAGCGUUUCCGACUCAAAGUAG
Messenger RNA from Trypanosoma brucei brucei TREU927, 2673 nucleotides. RefSeq lists its product as hypothetical. The record is from RefSeq and is a predicted model, not a curated record. NCBI's taxonomy places the organism in Eukaryota, Euglenozoa, Kinetoplastea, Trypanosomatida, Trypanosomatidae. The transcript has a single exon. Bases 1 to 2673 code for a protein of 890 amino acids.